CACCAAAUGGCCGUCAGCCGGGUGAUGGAUAGGCGGAGCCACACGCGCCAUCCGGAGCUCGAUGGAGCCAGAUGGACGUGCCGUAACUGUCUGUACACCCGGAAGUGCGACUACACUCUCCUCGUGAGGGCGGCCGGAAACAGGACCCCGGCCAGGUCAUGUCUCUGCCGACGGGUCCUGGCGAAUGGUAGUCGGGCGAAGAGAAGACAACUCUGGAAGAUCACCCCAAUCCAAGGCGGAACAGCCAGCGUCGAGGGAUGUGUGGCCGAGGGGGAACUCGGUCUCAAGCAGGCGAACUCUGCGCACCUGUCCAACCGCAGUUUCAAUCCGGACUUCCUGCGGCACCUCGGGCUCUGCCGUGGGCGACCUCCGUUCCCGUGCACUCGUGGGAACCAAAUGAAUAGUCUAGAAACAAAUGAGUCUGAUGCUGCUCCAGAAGCAUCACCCAACCGGAAUCCUUCGGUGGAUUCGGGUCCUGGCUUUGUCAGGCUGAAAACCAAGCAAAAGAAGCUGCUCCGAAAGGCUCUGCAGAAGGGGCUGACCAGAGAAAAGGCUCUGGCGGUGGUGCAAGCUCUGCCCACAGUUAAGGGCCUUCUACCCGCUCCCUAUGGAAUCCAAAGCAGCAAUCCGUAUCCCUACUCGGUUUUAGUGCAGUGCGUGAGAAUCGGCUUGGCUGCGGAGUCUGCUGGGACUUCGCUGACCAGCGAGCAAAUGGCCAGGAUCAAGGAGGCCAUCAUUGACGUCACCGUGGAGCAAUCUGGCAGCCAGAAGCCGCAGUUCGAAGGAUGUGUGGCUCGCAGAGGAUGGCUCCUUGUGACUUGUUCCAACUCCUCCACCUCCGAAUGGUUCAAACGAAACUUUUACCACAUCCAGUCGAAAGUGACCACUAAACUAAAGUUAAUGGACGAAUCUGAACUGCCCAGGAAGAAUGUGGUCCUCGGCUACUUUCCAGAUAGUCUAGCCACAAGCAGCCAGAAGGUCCUGGAAAUCAUUCAGGCGCAGAACCCAGUCUCAACGGCUGAGUGGAGGGUUAUGACGAGGUUGAACCAGGGUGAGCUUCUGCAUCUGGCUAUGGCCGUUGACAAUGAAUCGCACAAGAAACUGAUCGAACUAAAGGGAACUAUAUCCUUCCGAUUCGGACGUGUCAAACUUUGUAUGAAAACCCCCCUCGAUAGGAAAUCAGUGCUAAAUGGUAAAGAGGAUGCUUUCCUGGAGAAAGCUGCUGAAACUCGGGAAGUGGUGCCAGUACCUCAGGCACCUGUGAUCAGAAAUAGUAAUCCACGUAACCAAUGUAAUAAUCCUUGGCGCAGCCAUAAUAAUCCCAGGAUGCAAUGGAAUCAACAGCAGAUGCUCAGGUAUGAUCCUUACAAUCCCAGGGAACUUCCGUCGCACCUUUUGCAAGCCAGCUACUCAGGUCCUGGCUAUUGGAGUGGAGGAGACGGGGGGCUAAGACCUCGAACUUGGCCAGGAAACCACUGAAACCAACCGCCCAGGAAGAUAUUUAAUCGACAAAACAUCUAUCUUAAGGAAGUACAGCGACUUGUCCUCCAUUUUUAGCAACUCAACUUGAGGUAUUUAGAGUUUUUGACAAGUAGACAUUUAUACAGGACACCUCCAACUUCAUAGACAAUGACUUUGCUUACAGCAUUCGAAACAAUAUGAUACAGUAACACUGGUUACACAUAUAAAACCCGGCUUAAGGAUCUAUUCAC
Messenger RNA from Drosophila yakuba, 1712 nucleotides. RefSeq lists its product as uncharacterized. The transcript has 2 exons. The record is from RefSeq and is a predicted model, not a curated record. The coding region runs from base 7 to 1479 and encodes 490 amino acids. Lineage: Eukaryota; Metazoa; Arthropoda; Insecta; Diptera; Drosophilidae.